This is a messenger RNA of Microthlaspi erraticum, 621 nucleotides long. NCBI's taxonomy places the organism in Eukaryota, Viridiplantae, Streptophyta, Magnoliopsida, Brassicales, Brassicaceae. The record is from the annotation of a GenBank genome assembly.
AUGUUUACAGCUUCUGAUGAAGUGUGGAAUGGAUAUUUUAAGGCACAUCCAAACCACAAAUACAUGCGAUAUGACUCCCACGACCAGUUUGAGGAUAUGAAAAUCAUAUUUGAUGGUACAGCUGCCACCGGUAGUAAUGCCAUUGGACUGGGUGAUAGUACUGAUGCUUGCACUUACCGGGUUGGUGAUAAUCAAGUGAAUGAUAACUUGAUUUCUUGUGACAGCGGCGACGAGCUUAGUGACGCAUCACCCAUUUCAGACAAACAUAGAAGAGGUCGUGCAGAAAAGCUUGUCGCAAGAAAGAGAUCCAAAAAGGAAGCGUGCAAUAAUUCAGAGGAGCAGAAGAGUGAUAACAAUGAUUAUGUGGUCACAGUGAGCAACAAGAUCCUUGGUAUCAUACAACAAAGAGAAAAACGACAACAAAAAGAAGCUGAAAAAAGAGAAGCAGAGAAAAAGAAAAACAGUGUAUGGGAUGCUAUGAAAGGGAUCACCAAUUUGGAUCAGCGUGCCAAAUUUAAAGCUGUUACCCUUAUCUAUUCCUUGGGAAUGAAUGAUGUAUUUGCAGAUAUGUCCGUAGAAGAACGCUAUGGUUGGAUUCAGACCAAUAUUAGCUUAGAGUGA